This is a messenger RNA of Boleophthalmus pectinirostris (great blue-spotted mudskipper), 10606 nucleotides long. It is a transcript of the gene cnot6l, whose product is annotated as CCR4-NOT transcription complex, subunit 6-like. Bases 125 to 1762 code for a protein of 545 amino acids. The transcript has 12 exons. Gene Ontology annotation, molecular function: poly(A)-specific ribonuclease activity; protein binding. Gene Ontology annotation, cellular component: cytoplasm; nucleus; CCR4-NOT complex. Gene Ontology annotation, biological process: nuclear-transcribed mRNA poly(A) tail shortening. NCBI's taxonomy places the organism in Eukaryota, Metazoa, Chordata, Actinopteri, Gobiiformes, Gobiidae. The record is from RefSeq and is a predicted model, not a curated record.
GCGGAAGUGCGUUUGUUGUUCUUCCUGUUUGGGGUCUGUCGGAGCGCACAGGACUCGGGCUGCAUGUCUCCGCUGUUCCCCCGGUGAUCCGCGCUCUACCGCCGCCGCAUGAAGAAUACCAGUAAUGCCAAAGGAAAAAUAUGAGCCUCCCGACCCGCGCAGGUGUUACUCCAUCAUGGCGGCCGACGAAGUGGCCAGUGGCAAAAAGUCCCAGUGGGCGGAGCUGGAGAUCUCCGGUCGCGUUCGCAGUCUGAGCAGCUCCCUCUGGACCUUCACUCACCUCACGGCGCUCCACAUCCAGGACAACAAUCUGAGCCGCCUGCCCCCUGACAUCGCGCGCCUGCCGCACCUGCUCUACCUGAACCUGUCGUCCAACAAGCUCCGCAGCCUGCCCGCCGAGAUGGGCAACAUGGUGUCUCUCAGGGAAUUGCUUUUAAACAACAAUCUUCUACGAGUCCUGCCUUAUGAACUCGGGAGGCUUUUCCAGCUCCAGACUCUCGGACUCAAAGGUAACCCUCUGUCCCAGGACAUUUUAAACCUUUACCAGGAGCCGGACGGUACCAGGAAACUGCUCAACUACAUGCUGGACAACCUGGCAGUCCACCCGGAGCAGCUCCCACAGAGGCCCUGGAUCACCCUGAGAGACCGGGACCAGAUCAACUCCACAGCGGUGUUCUCCGUCAUGUGUUAUAACGUGCUGUGUGAUAAAUACGCCACGCGGCAGCUCUACGGCUACUGCCCGUCCUGGGCCCUGAGCUGGGAGUACAGGAAGAAGGGCAUCAUGGAGGAGAUCACCCACUGUGACGCAGACAUCAUCAGUCUGCAGGAGGUAGAGACGGAGCAGUACUACACGUUCUUCCUGGAGACCCUGAAGGAUCGUGGGUAUGACGGAUACUUCUGCCCAAAGUCUCGAGCCAAACUGGUGUCAGAGCCGGAGCGCAAGCACGUGGACGGCUGUGCGGUCUUCUUCAAGACUGACAAGUUCACGCUGGUGCAGAAACACACUGUGGAGUUUAAUCAGGUUGCCAUGGCAAACUCGGAGGGGUCAGAGGUCAUGCUGAACAGGGUCAUGACCAAAGACAACAUCGGGGUGGCCGUGCUGCUGGAGGUGAAGAAGGAGGUGUUCUCCUCAGGUCUGAAGCCGUCCACCGAGAGGCAGCUGAUCCUGGUGGCCAACGCUCACAUGCACUGGGACCCCGAGUUCUCCGACGUGAAACUCAUCCAGACCAUGAUGUUCCUGUCCGAGCUCAAGAGCAUCCGGGAGCGCGCCUCUGCGACCUCUGACCCCUCCGCCACCCCCGACCCCUCCGCCAUCCCCAUCGUGCUCUGCGCCGACCUCAACUCACUGCCAGACUCAGGUGUGGUGGAGUACCUGAGUAACGGAGGCGUCGCAGAGAACCACAAAGACUUUAAGGAGCUGCGCUACAACGAGUGUCUGUCCAACUUCAGCUGUAACGGGACGGGCGGAGACGGGAGCAUCACCCACAGCUUCCAGCUCAAGAGCGCCUACGAGAGCAUGAUGCCCUACACCAACUACACAUACGACUUCAAGGGUGUGAUCGAUUACAUCUUCAUCUCUCGGCCCCUGCUCUCUGUGCUCGGGCUCCUGGGGCCCCUGGACUCUCAGUGGCUUCUGGACAAUAACAUCCUGGGCUGCCCUCACCCGCACAUCCCCUCCGACCACUUCUGUCUGCUGGCCCAGCUGGAGCUGCGGCGCCCCCUCCCCUCCUCCAGCAUCAACGGCAUCCACGCGCACAGGUAGUGGAGCGUCACCACUGCCCACCAGCUGCUGCGACGGGACUUUGUACAGAAUCCAUCCAGUAAUAUCCAGGGAGAACAGGGCUGUGUCUGAACGCAGUAAAAGUCAAAAGUCUGUUUAUAAUCCGUUGAUUUUAACCAGGGGCGGCGCCGGGUGGGGGCUUGAGGGGGCACCAGUUUCUCCGAGAAUAACCAACGCACCCCUAAAGAUUAUUUCCACAUUUUCAUAGGACUCAUUCUCGACUAAAAAUGUUCCAAAAGAGUCUAAAAUGUGACAAAAUAAAUAAAUAAAUGUAAAAAUAUGUGUUAUAUAUCGCUACGGGGGCUCACUACAUUAAAACUUGUUCAAAACAGUGAAGCAAACACGAUAAAAGGCUUGAAAUUAAUGAAGUGUGCGCCCCAGUUGAACGACUUCUCACCCCAUACUUCCUCCUGGCGCUGCCCCUGAUUUUAACCGUGGUGUAAUUUUGUUUUAGAGGUGGGUAACGUAACCGUAGAUUAAAGCUGCACUACGUAACUUUUUCGGUGGAGGGUCCGUCAGACGCUUUUCCCAACGAAUCAGUCAGACUUUUUUUACCGAGCCCUUUACAACACUCAAGGUGACCGAAGUGCUUCACGCUGAAAAAACCCCCCCAAAAAAAACGUGUUAUUGCUUCGCCUGGAAUGUUCCGCAGUAUCUAUCGUCAUGGAAACCAAGCCAGACCAAGUUACGGGUCAGACCUGCGGAGAGGCGACCCCGCUCACAGUCAGAAUCCGUGCUUUUCGAGUUUUUUUUUUUUGAGCUUUAAAACCAGCCGUAAUUGAAUAAAUGCGAACUAAAGCUGCUUAAUGCCUCAUUGCGGAACAUUCCAGGCGCGGCAGUGGCAUCACCAUAGCAACAAGCAGGCGACGGACUCCCAAGAACCCAAAAAAGUGACAAAGUGCAGCUUUAAACGGUUCGGAUAAAUGGGUAAAUUUAAAUUUUUUUUUUUUUUCUGUUUUCUGUACAAUGCGUCGCUCAAACUCUGACACGCCCACCUCUCUCCUGAUUGGUCGGUUUCAGUCAUGCCCCGAGUGAGUGACGCAUAGAAUUAACCAAUCACAGAGAAGUGUGUUCACCGGAAUCCAAGCUCGAAGUUCGAAAUGGACGUUUGGGUGUAAGUAAACGUACGCAAACAAAUUUAAUAUGCGAGAGUUUGACACAGGCCCGUCGAUGGAAAUUUGAGGGCCCGGGGCAAGAACCUCACAUGGGGCCCCCCCCCCCUUUAAAAUAAAUAAAUAGGAAGAGGGUACAACAGGCUUUAAUCACGGAGACUGGGAGACGUUUGGAAACAUGCGGAUGACGUUUUCCGGUGUAUUUCCCGACACUGGGCAAUGUGAUAAAACUGUGGAUUCAGCAGCAGCGUCUUCACAACCCGACAAAGAUUUCCACGGGGGACGGGACUUUAAUCGUGUCUUCGAUGUCACCAGUGGUGUAGUGGGGAUUUUUUAAGUGGGGGUACAUGAUUUGUGAUCCCUCCCCCUCUAAACCAGGACUGAACCAGGACUAAACCAGGACUAAACCAGGAUGAAUCUUGGACUUGAGAGAGAGAACCCCGAGCCUGUGAAGCAGAGUAUCGCAUGGUUUACUCCCGGUUUAGACCUAGUUUAGUCCUGUUUUAGUCCAUGUUCAAUUCUGGUUUAGUCCUGUUUUAGUCCUGGUUCAGUCCUGGUUUAGACCUGGUUUAGACCUGGUUUAGACCUGGUUUAGACCUGGUUCGAACUGAUGUAGUUCUGGUUUAGUCCUGUUUUAGUCUCAUUUUAGUCCAUGUUCAGUUCUGUUUUAGUCCUGUUUUAGAAAUGUUUUAGACCUGUUUUAGUCCUGGUUCAGUCCUGGUUUAGUCCUGGUUCAGUCCUGGUUCAGUCCUGGUUUAGUCCUGGUUUAGUCCUGGUUUAGACCUGAUUUAAUCCUGGUUUAGCCCCGAUUUAGUCCUGUUUUAGUCCUGGUUUAGUCCUGGUUCAGUCCUGCUUUAGUCCUGGUUUAGUCCUGGUUUAGACCUGAUUUAAUCCUGGUUUAGCCCCGAUUUAGUCCUGUUUUAGUCCUGGUCCAGUUCUGUUCUUUUUUUUUCUUUUUAAAAUUAAGUUAGACAAAUUAUAACACACAAAUUAAUAGGCAAUUUAUAAAAGCAAAAAGACAAAGAAUAAUGACGUCUCAAUGAAGAAAACCAGCCCCUUUUUCUUAGUUUUCUCAGAUUUUAUCAGAGUUCCUAAUCUACAUUUGCAUCUUUCCAAACGUCUUCCGGUUUCGUGACAUAAUUCUGGGCCCCUAAAACCCUGGGGCCCCAGACAGCAGACCCCUUUGCCCCAUCCCUGUGUACGGCCCUGGUACUACAAACACUUUUAUCGUACUUUGUCUUUUUUUUUUUUUUACAUAAUCGCCAAAAAAACCACAAUCGAUUCUUACGUGCAAUAAAUAAAACUAGACGUGCGCUGGUUUUGGACACAGCCCUGAGACUCCGGUUCUCAUUUUAAAAGACCUUUUCAUGUGAACACUACUUUUUAACGAGAAAUAACUCUACACAAAUAUAUAUAUACACGGAAAAUGAGUCCAAGAAACACAAAACAACUUUAUAUCAGCAUUAAAAAACUCACAGAUCCAGAGGAGUGAAGUAUUGAUCACUACACUAUAUUACGUCCCAUUUAAAGCUGCAUUGUGUAACUUUUCUGGAGGGUGGAGAGUCCGUCGGAUGUGUUUUUCCGUGGAGGUGUUAUCACUUUGUCUGAGAUGUUUCACAGUAUGGCGUUAAAACUUUUUAUCUUCACGGAAAUCAAACCAGAGCGUAUGUUGUAAGGUCUGAAAAAAGAACCUAAUAACACAAAUUAUCAGAACAACAAAUGAUAUUGGCCGGGUUACAGGUCAGAUCUGUGGAGAGCAGAGUUGGGAGUAACGCGUUAUAAAAGUAACGAAUUACGGUAAUGCGUCACUUUUUGUUGUAAUGCACUAAUGUUACGGCAUUACAGGGGAAAAAAUAGUAAUAUCUUACUCUGUACAAAUAUCAGUAACGCGCGUUACAGUGUUUUUUUUUUAUCUGGAUUGAAGUGAAUUGAAUUGGUGGGUUUUUCUUCAUGCAAAUUUGCUAAAAUCACUGUGAUAUCAGCAGCGAUGAAACGCUGGAGGUGCGCCCGUGUAGACCGUCUAGCGACUUGGUUUAGUCCUGGUUCAGUUCUGGUUUAGACCUAGUUUAGACCUGGUUUAGGCCUGGUUUAGACCUAGUUUAGUCCUGGUUCAGUUUUGGUUUAGUCCUGGUUUAGACCUAGUUUAGCCCUGGUUCAGUUUUGGUUUAGUCCUGGUUUAGUCCUGGUUCAGCUCUGGUUCAGUUCUGGUUUAGGCCUAGUUUAGACCUGGUUUAGUCCUGGUUUAGACCUGGUUUAGUCCUGAUUCAGUUUUGGUUUAGUCCUGGUUUAGUCCUGGUUCAGUCCUGGUUUAGACCUAGUUUAGUCCUGGUUCAGUUUUGGUUUAGUCCUGGUUUAUACCUAGUUUAGUCCUGGUUCAGUUUUGGUUUAGUCCUGGUUUAGUCCUGGUUUAGUCCUGGGUCAGUCCUGGUUUAGACCUAGUUUAGUCCUGGUUCAGUUUUGGUUUAGUCCUGGUUUAGACCUAGUUUAGUCCUGGUUCAGUUUUGGUUCAGUCCUGGUUUAGUCUUGGUUCAGUCCUGGUUCAGUCCUGGUUUAGUCCUGGUUUAGUCUUGGUACCAUUCUGAAAAACAAAAACAAAAUAAUAUAUAUAUAUGACAAAAAAAAAGUAACUCUUAAGAGUAAAACAUCGAAAACUUUAGGAGAGAAUUCUCCAGUGUGAUAUUGUCAAUUUUUCAACAAAUUUUUCAACUUUUCUUCACAAAUUUCUUCUUGAUUUGCUCAAAACUACAAUUUAUAUUUAUAAUUUACAGCUAUAAUACCAACAAAUGAAAUCAAAAUUGAAGACUCAUACGCACUUUAAAGUCAUACUGUGGAACAUUUCAAACCGAGCAGCGACAUAUCCAUGGAAACAAGCAGGUGACGGACUCUAAACCGAAAAGUUACACAGUGCAGCUUUACGUUUACGCCAAGUUAUGGAAGUAAAUAAACUGAAUAUUAUAAAAGAUCAAGGGGCAGGAUCCAUUUUAUCCACAAAUGUCGACCCGGCUCACUGUUUUUAUUCGAAUUAAUUUACGCUGUUUACGAUGUUUACAAAUUUGUUUACGACGAAGCGACAUCCUGCCUUAAAAAUCGUCUCUGAAUUGGUACGAAAUUAAAACGUUCUUACGAUGUUGUUCCGCCAAUUAAGCCUGAAGCCACGAAUGCCUAAAGCCGCCGAUAAAUGCCUGAGAUUUAUAAAUAAUUCAAGGAUUAAAGGGUCCAGAUUAUUUUAUGAUUUAUGUUCUGACGUCGUUUCCUCGUCGCAAACAGACCUGGAGUUGUGUUUUUAUGUCGAUCAUAGAUAAUUUUUUGUUGAUAGUAGAUGAUUUCAGCGCUGGAAUUGCCGAUUUCUAUAGAACUAAAGGCAGAGUUGGGAAGUUUACUUUUAAAAUGUAUUUCCCUACAGAUUACAGAUUACAUAUCCCAAAAUGUAGUUUGUAACAUAAUCCAUUAAAUUACUUUAAAGUGAGUAAUGUAAUCUGAAUACUUUGGAUUACUUGAUAUUGUCUUGUUUUUUAAAACUACAGGAAUGUACCAACCACAUCCUGAAAAUUCAUGAAAAUUUGUUCUCUUCAACUUGGCCCUGGUUUAGUCCUGGUUUAGUCCUGGUUUAGUCCUGGUUUUAGUCCUGGUUUUAGUCCUGGUUUUAGUCCUGGUGUAGUUUUGGUUUAGUCCUGGUUCUGGGCCUUUGGACUUAAACUUCGACAAACUUUAUUGAUCCACAAGGGAAAUUAUUUGAACACGGUAGCUCAAACUUCACAUUAUAUUACAAUAACAAGUAGUAAAAAAUAUAAAAAAAUUGUACUAAAUUUCUCAAUAAGUAGCAAUAAAAAAUAAAACAAAAACAAAAUACAACUCCAGGUUUGUUUUUGACGAGGUAACAGAGUUUUUACGGCACACAAAACUCUCUGGAGAGUCGGUUUUGUGUGAUAUAAGACCUUUAAAUUCCUCACGUCUUUGCGUCAGAUUGAAUAUUUUGACGUGAGGAGGUUGUGGGUUAGACUCCUGAUCUUUCAGAGUGGAGUUUGCAUGUUCUCUCUGUGUUCUCGUCCCCCUCUCCCUGGUCCGUCCGUCCAAACUCGUGUGUCCGUCUGUAAACCACGAACAUGAUGCACAGUCCUUUAUUUUAAUGCAAUCAGCCAUGCACCAUUUCACUAUGCACUUUUUUAACGAAACCAAACUAUUUAUGACACUAGAACGAAAAGAAAGUCGUCCUGAAACACGAUGAACUCAACGGAACAUGGAAAUUAACUGGUGCGCUGUGUAACUUUUUGUUUUUUACUACAGGUGUGUCGUUGCUCUUCCCGGAAUGUUCCACAGUGUGACAUUAAACAUUUAUUUACAUCUUACAUUUAUUCAGUUACAGGAGGUUUUAUAGCUCAGAAAUACAGGGUGUCCCAAAAAAAUUUAACAUUUUUUGACAGUAAUUUUGGCAGUUCUUGUUGAAAUAACCUCAAAUUUUCACAGAAUGUACAGAAACGGAUCAAGAUUUUAUAUCUACCGUAUUUUCUGCACUAUAGGGUGCUCUGGAUUAUAAGACACGCUGUCAUUUUUCUAUUUUUGAACUUUUUUCACAUUUAAACUGCACCGGACUGUAAGGCGCAUUAAACGAAACACAACAGUUAGAUAAGUCAGUCAAACUUUAUUUAACACGUUCACAAUAACUGUCAACUUUGUUCAAUUGUAACAUGUAAAAAAGUACUGUCUGAGAUGCUAAAUUGUUGGAGUAUUCACAAUAAGUCAUACGCCCGCAUCCCUCUGUCAUGAUCUGAGUCAGUGUGGUUACUGUUCCCUGGAGUUCAGUUCAGUGAUGAUUCUGGUCUUGGUGAAAGCUCGGACCACAGUUGAUACUGAUCCUUAGCCCGGGCGUCCACGAUCCGUUGGCAGAUUGUGGCGUAAGUGGCUCGGCGCUGUCUCUCUGUCUUGGUGAAUGUGUGUUCUCCUUCUCUCACCCACUGCUCCCACGCAGCUAAACACACUGUCACUUUAGAAGAGUCUUGAGUUUAAAGUGGGCAUUGUGAGCGUGUCUCUUGACAGGUGCAUUUUGAUAUUAAAAGGAAUCACGGUGUGUUUUACUCCUGAUGCUUCCUGACUACGGGAGUCGUAAUGCUGCAAGUGGUGCGGCUUUGUACUUUACUAAAGUCGUACUAAGACACCCCAAUAAAUUCAUAUAUAAGGAGCUCUGGAUUAUAAAGCGCGCAAUUGUUUUUUGAUGAAAUUAAAGGCUUUUAUGUGCGCCCUAUAGUGCGGGAAAUAUGGUAAUUAAAAAAUUUAGGGAGUCCAAAAAAAUUUGACUUAUUUCGCCUGUAAUUUUGUCAGUUAUUGUUGAAAAAACCUCAGAUUUUCUCAGAAUGUAAAGAAACAGAUCAAGAUUUUAUAUUUAAAGGUCCGUGCACCGUUCGUUCUUUUGAAUUUCUGUUAAGAACGAAAAACAAUAAAAUGGCAAAUACGUUUGUUAUUCCAUUUUUCUGCUUUAGUGUAAAAAAAAUAAAAUAAAAUAGACCUCGCCGUCUAUUUCCAAUAUUUAAUUUAAAGUUUAUUUCAGCUAAGACCAAUCAAAAAACAGUCUUGGUGCCUAUUUUUUAAAUCUUCAUUCUUAACUGUAAAAUUGUUGCAAUUUUUUUAAACACCUCGUUUACUUUCGCGUCCUAGAAAGUCGCGGCGAUAAACUUCGUUCACUUGACACCGUAGAACUACAAUAAAAAUAUUUCUAUUAUAGAUCCAUGGUUGACGCAGCAGCAGAACUUCAUAUAAACCAGAGAGAAUAAAAUAUAAAAAUUUAAAUAGGAACCGAAAUCUGUGCAUCAUUCAUUCAUUCGAUUUUCUAAAUAAAACCAAAAAUAAGAAAACGGAAAAGCAACGAUUUUCUUCUUUGGGACACCCUCUAUAUAGAAAACAGACAUUCUCUCCACAGAUCUGACCUGUAACUUGGUCUGGUUUGGUCUCCGUGAAGACAAAAAGUUUAAUACCCAACUGCGGAACAUUUUAGACGAAGCAAUAACAUAGAAAAGCGAGAAAAACAUUUGACGCAACCUCCAACGGAAAAAGUUACACGUCACUGCGCACCUUUCAAAUGAAACCCAAAGCUCGUUUAUCCAGAUCAGUUUUUAGCAGGGAUGUAACAAUAAUCAAAAUAUCAUGAUAUCAUAUCGGCAAAAGUCUCACAGUAAUAUCGAAUCUCAAGUCUCUUCGUUUAAAUUCAUUGUUUUGGAGCAGCAGCAGCUAAAAAACAGUGAGAACUACAUAAACCAUGAUGCUUUGCUCCGUUUUAGUCUCUUCUAACUGUUAUGAAGCACUUUAAAGUCGUCAUUUUUGGGGAUUUUUGGACGACGAGAGAAAAGCGGCGUACUAAAAAUGUUGUAUUAUUUUUAUUUUUUGCAAUAAAUAUCGUAUCGAGAGAUUUGGAUAUCGUUACAUCCCUAGUUUUUAGUUUUUAGUUUAUAAAAAUGGGGCAAAACAAAAGACGAACGUGGGUUUAAAUGUGUGUCUAUGCUAAAUGAAAGUGUCUAAAGCAGGACAAAACUCUAUGCAAGCGUGACUCUGAGAAGGAAUUUAGUAGUAGAAGUAGUAGUAGUAGUAGUAGUCCUGUACGGUCCUCCAAACCAGAAAAUACCCAAUCAAAAAGUACUGCAUUUGAAACAAUCAUCAAAAAACAAAAAUGUACGAGACGCUUUGCCUUAAUUUAAGACGAUAGCUUUAUUAUACCGCCAGCUUUAGUGUGAUUGCCUUGAUUUGCACAUAACCUCACACAUAAACCUGCAUCUACUUCACUCCUCUCACAGACGGGGGUUUGUAUCUUGACAACACUUGUACGUUUAAAGCUGCACUGCGUAAUUUUACGACUGGGGGGUCCACAGUGUUGACGUUAAAACAGCUCUACUUUACAUUUAUUCAAUUACGGGUGGUUUUAUCGCUCAAAAAUACUAAAAACACGGAUUUUGACUGUAAGCGGCGUCGCCUCUCCGCAGAGCUGGCCUGUAACUGGGUCUAGUUUGGAUAUGCCACUGCUCUGCCUGGAAUGUUCCGCAAUAUGGCAUUAAACAGCUCAAUCUUAUAUUAAUUUAUUCAAUUACGGGUGGUUUUAGAGUUCAGAAAUACUUUAAAAACACAGAUUCUGACUGUGGGCGGGGUCACCUCUCCACAGAUCUGACCUGUACUUUGGAUAUGUCCCUGCUCUUCUUGGAAUAUUCCACAAUAUGGCAUUAAACAAGUCUAUCUUACAUUAAUUUAUUCAAUUAUAUAUGGUUAUAUGGUUUUAUAGCUCAAAAAUACCUACAAAAACAUGGAUUUUGACUGUGAGCGGGGUCGCCUCUCCGCAGAACUGACCUGUAACUUGGUCUAGUUUGGAUAUGCCAAUGCUCUGCCUGGAAUAUUCCACAGUAAGGCAUUAAACAGCUCUAUUUUAUUUAAUAACAAGUGGUUUUAUCAUUCAAAAACACCUAGAAAAACACGAAACUUGAUGCCAUUUUGCGAAACGUGUCAGACUUCUAUCUCUCCAAUAGAAAAGUUACACAGUGCAGCUUUAAAACUGUGGUGGCGGGAGCGAGACGUCCACAUCCUGGAUCUUUGGUGUUUUAAAGCGGCUCAUUCUCAGAUCAUUUUUUGGGUUGUUUUUAUCAAACUCGGGGAUGUUUUGUUUCUAAAUGACAUGCAGUCUUUGUACAAUUAUUACAGUAUUACAGACUUUUGGAGAAAAUAAAUGUUGUCAUUAAAAGCA